AUGCUGGAGGUCUGCGUCAGCCUGCACGAAGAAAAGGUCGCCUGGUGAGGGCCACCUGCCGGGCCAGGCCUUUUUUGUGUCACCUCAGGCUCCUCGUCUGUCACCAGGCUACCAGUCCCCUGCCUAGGGGUACCGGUCCCCGCUGGUCUGGAAGAGGAGGGACCGGACUCCGCAGCCAUCACCCUAUCGGCUGGCGGUCUGCCACACACGCAUGGGGUCGUCCGCAUCCAAGGCUGCCCUCGGAGCAACCACCGAUGAGCCGACAGAGCCUGAGCCGAAACACCUGGCGGAUCUAAUACAGUACAUAAAUGAAACUAAUAUGAGCGUUAAGCAUCUGGCUGAUGUUCUUUUUGAAAAAACUGGGAGCAGCAGCUGGGUGGUAGUGUUCAAAGCCCUGGUUACUGUGCAUCACCUCAUGGUAUAUGGAAAUGAGCGUUUUAUCCAACAUCUUGCAUCUCGAAACUCUUUGUUCACCUUACACAACUUCCUGGAUAAAAGUGUCAUAGAAGGGUACACUAUGUCAACCUUCAUCAGACGAUACAGUAGGUACUUGAAUGAAAAGUCACUCGCAUAUAGACUCAUCGCAUCUGACAUCACAAAAACCAAGAGAGGGAUACAUGGUAUGAUGAGAACUAUGAAAACUAAAGAGCUGCUAAAUACACUUCCAGUUAUUCAAACCCAGUUUGAUGCUCUUCUUAAUUUUAAUGCAAAUCCUGACGAACUAACAAAUGGUAUAAUACAUGCUGCUUUUAUGCUCCUCUUUAAAGAUGCUCUUCGUCUCUUUGCAGCCUAUAAUGAAGGGAUCCUUAAUCUGCUAGACAAAUAUUUCAACAUGAGGAAGAACCAAUGUAAGGAAAGUUUGGAUAUUUACAUCAAGUUCCUUGGAAGAACAACCAAAUUGGCACAGUUUUUGAAAGUUGCAGAGCAAGUUGGAAUUGACCAGAGCAACAUUCCUUAUCUUACUCAGGCACCCCACAGUUUACUUGAAGCACUAAAACAGCAUUUAGCAUCUUUGGAGGAGGAAAAUGACAUUUUCCCUCCUUACAGUCUCCAGCAUGCAUUGAUUCCAUCCAUCCUAAAUAGUCCAGUUGUGAAAGCUUCAGCAAGUAGAGAUUGCUUUGCAGCCCACAAACCUGUUGAAGCCAGACAGCAGAACAGAACAAUUAUAACAAGCAACCUGGAUGGCUCACUUGCUACCCUUGUAGGAGAUCUUAACAUUGAAGAAAUCCCAGUCAACAAAUCUGACAUGAAGUGGUGUCAACCUUCAGAGACAGAAAUUAGUGGUGGAAUGAACUGGCAGUUGAAUACCUGCACCUGCAUGUCAACCAUCUGGAAUUCCAUUGCUACUCCUGUUUCCUACAUGGUUCCAACUCCACUGGGAGGUCCUUCUCUAUUGGCACCUCAACCCAUGAUUUAUAACCAACAAGGCUUAAACACCAAUAAUCCUCCCACUCCAUCCCCAGGACAUCAGGAAGAUGUAGACUCUUUCAUGAAACAGCCUGGGAAUGAGACUGCAGAUAUAGUACUAAAGAAGCUGGAUGAACAGUACCAGAAGUAUAAGUUUAUGGAACUCAACCUUGCUCAAAAGAAAAGGAGGCUGAAAGGUCAGAUUCCUGAAAUUAAACAGACUUUGGAAAUUCUAAAAUAUAUGCAGAAGAAAAAAGAAACCACCAACUCACUGGAGACCAGAUUCUUACUGGCAGAUAACCUAUACUGCAAAGCUUCAAUUCCUCCUACUGAUAAAGUGUGUCUGUGGUUGGGGGCUAAUGUAAUGCUUGAAUAUGAUAUUGAUGAAGCUCAGGCACUGUUGGAAAAGAAUUUAUCGACUGCCACAAAGAAUCUUGAUUCUCUUGAGGAAGACCUUGACUUUCUUCGAGAUCAAUUUACUACCACAGAAAUAUGGCCAGAGUUUAUAAUUGGGAUGUAAAAAGAAGAAACAAAGAUGAUCCUACCAAGAACAAAGCAUAAUGCUGGCAAUUAAAAAUGUGGUUCAGUUUUCAAGACGUAUUAUUUUAAAUACCCUGUUUAUCCUUAAAGAUUGUCAUAACUUUGAAUGAUGAUUUAACAGCAAGGUGAUUAAAAAUUUUAAAAAGUAAACAUCAUUUUAUUUAUUUAUACAAACAAAAUAAGUUUCAAAUAUUUUAUGAAAUUAGCAGUAUUUUUUUUCACAUUUCCCAGCAAAAUUGAUGCUGCUUUUCAUCAUUAUUUUUGUCUGUCAUAUGAAAACUCUUAGGUGAAAUGGCCGAAAACUGUGAGGUAUGCUAUAGAAGUGAAUGCUGGACACAAGCACAGUUUACUUCUUCUUUUUCUUUUUCUUUAUUGGCUGAUGUUAUUCUCACGUGGUGUGGUUAAACCAUUUUAGAGGUAGGGGAAACACAGUUUGAAUAUUUGUAAAUUGUUUUCCUUUGGUACAUGGGGGAUUUAAUGGUCCUCUAUUGCAGUUGUCUUCUGUAAAUGGGGUUUGUGGAUUACUGCUUAACCAAUAGCUAUAUAUUAUGAUAUUCUGGACUUUUCAGGAAAUGGUAAUUUGCCUUCCUACACAGUAAGAGGGCUAUUAAGACAACACUUUUUCUAACCUCAAAUAAGUGCACAGUGUCUUUGCAAUGCCAACAUAAGGGAGAUCAUGGCCAAUGUGAAGUAAUAUUACCCAUUCAAAACGCUUUGCUAAGGUGAUUUUGUAUUUAUUAACAGUACUCCAAAGCAUCUUGAACAGGAAUAUUAAGAUAAAUGUAAAUCUACAAUGUUUGAAAAGAGUUGUGAGCUUUUUUAUUCAUGAUUAUAACCUCAUAGGAAUAGUAAAAAAAAUCCCUGUGGAAAGCCAUUGGUACAAUGGCUAGUACUGAGUGAUAGAGAUUCUGGUAAAAACACAAAUAUAUUAUUCCAUCUCAAUGUAAUAAAAAGUAUACUUGUACAACAAUGUUUUGUACUUCAUGAUAUUAAAAGAGUAAUGUUAAAACU
Messenger RNA from Microcebus murinus (gray mouse lemur), 2958 nucleotides. NCBI's taxonomy places the organism in Eukaryota, Metazoa, Chordata, Mammalia, Primates, Cheirogaleidae. The record is from RefSeq and is a predicted model, not a curated record.